UGUUUUCGAUUUGUUCAGACUUCAGAGAGUGAUCAGGCUGGUCUCUCUCUGCUUUUCUUUUUCCUUUAUUUCUUUUUCCUUGAAUUUUCUGUUGUAAAAAAAAAUGACUGUAAAGUUUUUGUUCAUGAACCUUCAGUUUGACUUGCUUUUCAGGUUUUGGAGCCGUUAGAUUUUAUCUCCUUACUCAUCCCUGCAAAAUAAAAUAAAAUUAGGAACUUAAAUUUGAAGUAUUGUAUUAGUAGUUUGACUUUUUUUUGUUGUUUUGCAGUCACUGAUUUCAUAUUAUAUUUUUGCAUUUAAAUUAUUUUUCAUCUGUUCUUUUAAGAAUGUUAUUACGAUUUUUCAGAGAACGACGCAGCUUUUACUUUUGCUUUUUGUGUCUACCUAAAAUGCUUUUUUCGAAGUUUCUAGCCGUUGGAUUUGACGUUUUAUUGCAGGCUUUUUCUUUUUCACUGGAAAAGUAAAAAAAUUUAAUUGCAUUUGAAUUAUUUUAACCAUUUUCGGCCAUUUUUUAUAUACAUCUUCUUCUGAAACCGUUGAUUUGAUCAGAUUCUGGUUCUAAUAUCGAAUUCACUUCGAAAAACUUAAGAUUUUUUUUUUUUGGGGGAAAAACUGAGGGAUUGAAUUGCAGUUUUGGGGCUACAGUCUUGUGAGCUUCUUUGACGAGAGUUUUGGAAGAGAACUUAAGACCAUAUCAGGGGCUCUAAGCUUUGACAUUUUCAGAGCAUGUUCAUAAUCUAGAACACAAGGUGUAGGAUUCUUUUGGUGGAAAGUUUAGCUAAGAUGAACAAUGCCCUGGCUUGUCUGGUAGUUGUGCUCCUCAUUCAGUGCAAACUCAUUUCUGGGUCGAAUAUCUCAUCAACCAAUGAGAAUGAGGAUCAACCCGAAGGAUCAGCUAUGGAGAAAUGGACAUGCUCGUGUGCUUCAUCAUCUGUUGGCGGACAAAGUUUUGGUUUUGGCACUAACUGUUCUACAGCCUGCAAUUGUACCCCUGGCGAGCCUUCAAUGGCGGCAGACGGGAGGCCAAGCAUAAUAACAUGGUCAUGCAUAUGUGCUUAUGAGGGAAUCAUCAGGUCACAAAGCUACAUUCAUGAUUCCAGUUGUUUUUCAUCUUGCAAUUGCACAUCUGGUAAAAUGAACACAUCAAAAGAUUCAAAGCAUCACAUUUCUAGCAAAGUUUUUAUAGCUACGUUGGUGCUAUGCGCUGUAGUGACGACAAUUGUUCUUCUUGCUUCAUUAAUAUUCUAUAUACGACAUAAGGAUAAGUACUCAAUCCAGAGUCCAAUAUUCUCUACCGGCAAGGAUGGAAGUUCAAAUAGCUUUACUAACUUAUUGAGCCAUAGAUCAACUGGAACAUCAGAAGUUCAACUGCAUUACAAUUCGUGCUUUGACCCAAUCUCAGGAUGUAUACACAGGGCUUCUUUCAUGUUUAGAGGCAAGAAAGAUACCUUACCUGGAAUGGUUACUCAGUUUUCCUACUCUGAAUUAGAGCAAGCCACAAAUAAGUUCUCCAAUGAUAACAUUAUCGGUCUUGGAGGAAGCAGCAAUGUUUAUUAUGGCCAGCUCAAAGAUGGAAAAACUGUUGCCAUUAAAAGAUUGAUAGCUCGCAAGGGCUCUGAUGCUGAGGUUGGGUUUUUAACUGAGAUUGAACUAAUAUCAAGGCUGCAUCACUUGCACAUCGUGCCAUUAAUUGGGUAUUGCUUGGAGUCAAGGGGAAGGCUUGCUGAGAGGCUUCAAGUAUAUGAAUACAUGCCUAAGGGUAAUCUCAGGGACAAUUUAGAUAGAGGAGAUGGAAAAGAACCAUUAGACUGGGUGACCCGAGUAAGCAUCGCGUUGGGAGCAGCUAAAGGUCUUGAGUAUCUCCAUGAAGCAGCUGCUCCAAAGAUCUUGCAUAGAGAUGUCAAAUCUAGCAACAUUCUUUUAGAUUGCAAUAGGAAAGCUAAGAUAACUGAUCUUGGAAUGGCCAAGGGGAUUAGCACAGAUGAUCACCAUAGCUGCCCAAACUCUCCAGCAAGGAUGCUUGGAACAUUUGGAUACUUUGCUCCAGAGUAUGCCAUUACAGGAAAAGCGUCACUCAAAUCUGAUGUCUUUAGCUAUGGAGUUGUGUUGCUUGAGUUAAUUAGUGGUCGACCACCAAUCGAUGCCUCUGCCAAGCAAGGCCAAGAAAGCCUUGUGCUAUGGGCUACUCCGUUGUUACAACAGAGUAAGCGUGUGCUCUCUGAGCUGGUGGACCGAUCACUCGAGGGCAAAUUUGAAGAGGAGGAGCUCUUGAUAAUGGCUUCCUUGGCAAGAGAAUGCCUUAACUGGGAACCAGGGUCAAGGCCAUCCAUGGCGGAAGUUGUUCACAUUCUCUCCACAAUAUCACCUGACUACAAUCUUAAGAGGAGUUUCCCCAGCAGUUAUUAUCAGAGUGCCCAUUUCAACACUGGUGGUUCACAAUGGCUCCAUGAUUUGGUCAGCUCAGAGAAAGCUGGUACCCCAAAGCUCACAAAGGCGAGCUCAGAGCGAUGGUCAUCAAAUCGCCAGUCUCUGCCUCUGACUCUGGAAAAGGCGAUAAUGUGCAAAGAAGACGAAAAGAAAGAGGUUUUGGCAGCUGGGUACGUGGAGAGAUUGGUGCUCUUGACUUCCAGGGCUCGGAGCUGGAGAUCAGUGGAGGGGGAAUCUGCGGUUGACCUGACUGAGCCAAGGUUUGAGAGUUUUUGGCAAGCCAAUGUUCAGUCCCUUUGAUGAAAGAGUAGGUUUUGGAAUUGGUUGAGAGAGAGAUUCCUGGCUAUAGAGCGAUAUGAAAGACUGGAGCACUUAAUUGGCAAUGGCCUCUCUGAGAGAGAUGAAUAGAAAUUGGAGUCAAAAUCAAGAAGAUACCUUAAAACAAGAGAGAGAAAGAGAGAGGUAUACAAAUUGGAAUCCAAAUCAGGAAGAUAACUUAAAAAGAGAGAGAUGUAUACAAAUAGGAAUCCAAAUCAAGAAGAUACACCUUAGAGAGAGAGAGAUUCCAUACGAGUUCUAUUUGUACAGUGGGGUUCUUUUCUCAUAUUUUGAGGAGUGGAAAUAGCCAAGUAAAUCAUUGUCACAGAUGGGGAUCUUGUAAUAUUUUAUGAAGAGGAUGGCAUCUCUAUGUUUUCUUCUGUUCCGGAGUGGGGGUUGUAUUGAAUAAAAGAAAAAUAGAAGCAAAAUUAUUGAUUUUUUAAUAUUUUUGUUUUUGUUAA
This is a messenger RNA of Amborella trichopoda, 3206 nucleotides long. It is a transcript of the gene NCRK, whose product is annotated as Protein kinase superfamily protein. The record is from RefSeq and is a predicted model, not a curated record. Lineage: Eukaryota; Viridiplantae; Streptophyta; Magnoliopsida; Amborellales; Amborellaceae. Gene Ontology annotation, molecular function: ATP binding; protein kinase activity. Gene Ontology annotation, biological process: protein phosphorylation.